GAAAACAUUGGGCUUAGAUUUGUUCUUGAAAAAGCUGGAGCGUUGUGAAAAAGAAUAGAAUCUUUUUGUUUAUUUAUUUGUUUGUUUUGUUGGAUCAUUUAAUUUCACAUAUUUAGAAAAUAAGAAAUGAAUCAACAGGUACUUGAAGAGCAGGAAGGUAGCAGAUCAAGCACUACAGGUAUGCCUGCAGUUUCUUUUGUGAAUUUAAGGACUCUAGAAGUAUCAAGAUGCCAUGGACUCGUUACCAUAUUGAGCUACACAAUUGCUAAGAGAUUCGAUCAGCUGUCAACAAUGAGCAUAACUGAUUGUUCAAAGUUAGAAGAAAUCGUGGCAUGUGAGGGUAAUGAAGUGAAAGAUGAAAUUGUUUUCACCCAACUCACAUCUUUGCGACUUGGUCUUUUAUCAAGACUUGAAAGCUUUUGCUCUUGGAAGUGCAACCGUAGUUUCCCAUCUCUGCAUGAAGUGAUUCUAAGCACGUGUCCAGAAAUGAGUACCUUCUCCAAGGGAGUAGUGAAAACAGAGAAACUGCAGAAAGUGAAGCUGACAGAAGAAGAUGAUUCUGGAAUCUGGAAGGAUGGCGACCUUAACUCCUCCAUACAAUAUUUGUUCACUAAUAAGACAAAAACUCUUCCUCAUUUAGAUGAGUUUCACGGAAGAAAUGUGCAAGGUGUUAACGCAGUCAUUGAGGACAAGAAAAAAGAUGAUGGUCAAGAGAAAGAACAAAAUGAAGAUGACGGACUUGACCAUAAUGAAAAUAAAGGAGAAAAUUCUGUUUCCUUAGAUGAUUCACAUCCAUCUAUUGCACAAUACACACGAGGAUCCGCUAGUAAAAGAAAUGAAGUAGCUUUGUCAUCAAAGGAAAAGAAGAGAGAAGAAGAUGCAGUUAUUGUUGCACAAGAACCAGAUAGCAAAAAAGCUGAAGGUGAAUCUACUGCUGAAUGCAUCGUCAAUGCAGCCAGGUUGUUAGGUAAUGAUUUAAUAAAGGAGGUCAAUAAAGAGUUGAUUAAGGGUAUUGGGUCUGAUGUGAUGCUUCUAGAGAAAUCUUCUAGGUUGGACAGUGCCUUGAGUAAAAUUGAGGGGUUGACAGAAGAUGAGAGGAAUAUUGCUCUCAGGAAACUUCCAGAUCACCCUAUACAAAUGCUCAUCUUCUUCAACCUUUCACCGGAUCGAAGACUUGCAUGGGUGAGGGGAUUCCUCAUGGAUCAUUGACUUAUCUUCAAACAUUCAUAGAUGAUAUUAUAUAUCGCCUCAGGUAUGGCCAAGUUCAUCACUUUUUGAUUUAAGCUUUACUUUCCUUAGCUACUAUAGAUUGAGUUUAGUUGGCAUGGAAUUUUUUAAUAUAGAUUUUUUAUUUGA
This is a messenger RNA of Rubroshorea leprosula, 1356 nucleotides long. The record is from the annotation of a GenBank genome assembly. NCBI's taxonomy places the organism in Eukaryota, Viridiplantae, Streptophyta, Magnoliopsida, Malvales, Dipterocarpaceae.